AGAAAGGAGGUCCCAGUUCAAAUUCUUUCAGUUGUUUUUCUCUCAAGACACCAAGAUAUGAGCAAUCUGGAUUCCUACUCUCUGAAAUCUGUCUUAGAUUUGCCUGUACCUUUUCAAUCUGCUUUUAGCUUCAGGUAUUUUAAUUCGCUGCAGAGCGAAUGCUUCUCUGCCUGUUUUCUCUCCGAUGUAAACAUGGUUAUUUCAGCACCAACUGGAAGUGGUAAAACAGUGCUCUUUGAGCUCUGCAUUCUGAGGCUUCUCUCAAGGUUCAUCUCUGAAGAGGGGAGAUUCAUCCAUGUAAAGGGAACCCUCAAAACAAUCUACAUAGCUCCAUCCAAGGCUCUUGUACAGGAGAAGCUUCGAGAUUGGAAUCAGAAACUUGGGUCCCUGGGGAUAAAUUGUCUGGAGCUGACUGGUGACAACGAAUUUUACAACAUAAGGAAUAUACAAGAAGCAGACAUUAUUGUGACCACUCCAGAGAAGUUUGAUGCAGUGACCCGGUAUCGCAUAAAAGAUGGAGGCUUGAGUUUUUUCAGUGACAUAGCUCUUGUGCUUAUUGAUGAAGUUCACCUAUUGAAUGAUCCACGUGGAGCAGCUUUGGAGGCAAUAGUUAGUAGGAUAAAAAUGCUUGCUCGCAACCCAGAAAUGAAAUUAAGUUCUCUUUCUCAUGUCCGCUUCCUAGCUGUUUCUGCCACUAUUCCAAAUAUUGAGGACCUUGCGGAAUGGCUAAUGGUCCCUGCCCAAGGGAUUAAAAGGUUCGGUGAAGAAAUGAGGCCUGUAAAGUUGACUACAAAAGUUUUUGGCUAUACACCAGCAAAAAAUGACUUCCUAUUUGAAAAGCGCCUUCAAAAUUAUAUUUUCGAUAUUCUCAUGCAAUAUUCCAGAGGAAAAUCUGCCCUAGUUUUUUGUUCAACUAGAAAAGGAGCACAAGAAGCAGCACAACGAAUAUCUCAGAUAGCAAUGAACUAUGGUCAUUCUAAUCCAUUCAUCAGAAGCAAAGAACAAGAGGAAAGGUUAAGGGAAGCUUCACUAUCAUGCAGUGAUAAACAAAUGCAAUCAUACAUCCUUUAUGGAGUUGGUUACCACAAUGGUGGACUUUGCCCAAAGGAUCGCAAUCUCAUUGAAGGUCUUUUUCUUAAGGGUGACAUUCAAAUUCUGUGUACCACAAAUACUCUUGCCCAUGGAAUCAACCUACCGGCACAUACAGUAGUAAUCAAAUCAACGCAGCACUUCAACAAGGAAAAAGGCCUGUACAUGGAAUAUGACCGAUCCAUGAUAUUACAGAUGUGUGGGAGGGCAGGUCGUCCACCAUUUGAGGAUACGGGAAUGGCUAUAAUCAUGACAAGAAGAGAAACGGUUCAUUUGUACGAGAAUCUCUUGAAUGGGUGUGAAUUGGUGGAAUCACAAUUGCUUUCAUGUGUGACUGAGCAUCUAACUGCAGAGAUAGUUCAACUAACUGUCUCUGACAUUACAAGGGCUAUUGAAUGGAUGAAGUGCUCAUACUUGUAUGUGAGAAUGAAAAAGAACCCUGAGAAAUAUGCAUUUAAGAAAGGUAUCCCUGGCAACCUUAUAGAGAAGUACACUCAAGGUACUGUUAUGAUUCAUUUUAAUGAGUUAUCACAACAUCAAAUGAUCUGGACUGAUGAAGAUGGUUUCCUCUUGAAACCGCUAGAACCUGGAAGGUUGAUGACAAAAUAUUAUUUGAAAUUCGGUACGAUGAAGCACAUUAUGCAGACUCCUGUAGACUGCAGUUUAGAAGAUGCACUUCAUAUCAUCUGCCGAUCUGAGGAAAUUGCCUGGAUACAGCUCAGGCGCAAUGAGAAGAAGUUUCUAAAUGACAUAAACAUGGAUAAAGAUGGCCGGCUUCGAUUUCAUAUUCUUGGUGAUAAAGGAAAAAGGAAAAGGCGUAUCCAAACCAGAGAAGAGAAAAUAUUUGUUUUGGCAAGUGACUGCUUGACAGGCGAUCCUUCUGUUCAUGAUUUAUCAUUGACUCAGGAUGCAAAUGCUAUAUGCUCAAAUGGGUGUAGAAUUGCUAAGUGCAUGAAAGAGUACUUCAUUUACAAAAAGAGUUAUAAAGGAGCUUUGAACUCAAUCCUUCUGUCCAAAUGUUUACUUCAAAAGCUCUGGGACGACAGUCCAUACUUGCUGAAACAAUUACCUGGCAUUGGAAUGGUGACUGCAAAGGCAUUACAUUCAAUGGGAAUUGUUUCAUUUGAGGCUCUGGCUGAAGCUGAUCCAAGAAGGAUAGAGAUUGUCACUGGUCGAAAAUACCCAUUUGGGAACCACAUCAAGGAGUCCCUGUCAUCACUGCCUCCGAAAGUAGAGUUGAAGAUUGAGGAAAUUGAAUGCCAAAGGCAAGGGAAGUCCAAGAUAGAAUUAACAUUGACAAGGCUAUCACAAUCCUUCCAAUCAAUUAAACGAUAUUAUGCUGACAUGGUUGUUGGUUUGGAGGAAGAUAACCUGAUUCUCUUUCAUGAGAAAAUAAGAGUGGAUGAAUUUUCUAGCCCCUAUAGCACAACAAUUCUCCUGUCAACGCCUCAGCAAGGAAAGCUGACUGUUAAGGCUGAUCUGAUUUUUGAAGAAUACAUUGGCAUUGAUCUGCACCAAAAACUUCUAGUGGUGAAGGAAAUUAAUUCAAAUAUGAUCCAUACACGUGGAAGUAAGCAGCUUUCCUCUUUUCCUUUGCCUAAAGAAGUGUAUGUCAUAGAAGAUGACAAUGAAGAUGCAUCUCAUUCUUCUUCCAAAGGGCUUGACAUUUCAAAGAAAUCCAAACGAGAAAUGGAUUCCUUGCCCAAUUUCAAACUUAUAGAUGAAGAGUCGGAAGAAGAAGGUUCACCUGCUAUUGAAACUGAAGAUGAUGAAUGCAAAAUCAUAACUGAGCAGACUGUAUUUGAACAUAUACGUAAAAAGUCCAAGAGCUUCAAUGUUUUGACCAAAUCAAAUGCUUCUGUUUCUCCAUCAUCAGAGGCCUUGAUCCUCACAAGAAAGCGCACUCAUGAACAGCAGCUUGAACUCCAUGUCACAGAAGCUCUGGAAGAAACAGAGAGAAGCAAAAUUCCAAGACGGGCCACGGUCAGUCCAUUUUUACAUUCUAGAGAGGCUGAACUGAAUGGACCUGGUAUCAGCAAAAAUCCAACUACAAAAUACCAACCUGCAACUGGUAGUUUGGUUGUCAUGAACUUCAUGGAUGACAGAGCUGAUCUUCCUGAACGAAUAGAGAGCACAUCCCAAAUCGUGAGUGAAGAUACAAUAUUUGAUCACAUACGGAGAAAAGCUAAGAACUUUCCGGUGUUCAAUAAAUCAGAGACCCCUGAGUCUGAUUCUACAAUUCUGACCAAAGGACACUUCUCUGAGAACCAGACUGUGCUUCAUGAGGAUUCUUUUGACACAUUGGAAGGAACAAAUUCAAGUGAAGCCCUGAAGACUACUAUAGUUAUUUCAGAUUCAGAACCUAAAAAAAUGGAAAAAGAAUCUCAUCAUGUUAGGGAAGGCGCAAAGAUGGACCCCAAUAUAAUCUCUGGAAGCACCUGUGGCGCUCAUGGGAGCUUGGAUCUUCCCCCAGAAGUUUCAAGCAUCCAGACUGAUCCCACACAUCAUGUUUCUAGAGUAAAGAACAAUGUACAGAAUGCAGACCCCGGAAUGUGUGUUAAGAAUAUCAGGAAGAAGAAUCUCUCUCCAAAUGGAUCAAAAGGGCAGUGCUGCCCAGCAGCAACACCGGGCAAAAUCAGGGAAGUAGAUUCAUUCCUAGGGUUUAAGAGUGUCUUCUCAUUUCUCUGAUUGCUCUUCUGCCAUUAAAUGGGACAAAUGGUGUCUCAAUCUUGGAUUGUGAUGUUUGUGAAACGGUUCAACUUCAUUGGCGCAUUCUUGUUCAGAAUCUGAAAUAUAACAAGUUCACUCAACAGUGAACAUAAGAUACAUAGGGUUCAAACAAGGUUCAUGUGCAUGCUUGAAAUGGAGCUGAGAGGCCUGAUUCCUCCUGUUUUUGGA
Messenger RNA from Vitis riparia (riverbank grape), 3987 nucleotides. Its product is annotated as DExH-box ATP-dependent RNA helicase DExH17. Gene Ontology annotation, molecular function: ATP binding; nucleic acid binding. NCBI's taxonomy places the organism in Eukaryota, Viridiplantae, Streptophyta, Magnoliopsida, Vitales, Vitaceae. The transcript is spliced from 27 exons. Bases 58 to 3777 code for a protein of 1239 amino acids. The record is from RefSeq and is a predicted model, not a curated record.